Molecule: messenger RNA, 375 nt
Organism: Spodoptera exigua (beet armyworm)
Lineage: Eukaryota; Metazoa; Arthropoda; Insecta; Lepidoptera; Noctuidae
Source: the annotation of a GenBank genome assembly
AAAAGAACUACUUAAGUGUUUUUUAAAAUGCCGUCGGCGCUGGACAUUGGGCUUUUUAGCCAGCCAGAGUGGAGUGACUCUAGUGAUUCUACGGAACCUGGACCGUUGCCUCAAUUGGGGUACUUCGUGCCUGUCAGGUGCAGAUGUGAACGGACCUCGCACCACGUGUGUCGGAGAAGCAGAAGAGAAUCUCCCCGGUCUCGUCGGUCCGUGUCACAAUGUUCUUGCAACAGCAUAUCCCGCAGGUCCUCGGCGGCGGCAUCGCCCAUGCCAAUGCCACUGCCACCCCUCAACAACACCAUGGAGAUGUACGUGGAACCAGUCGUCGAAGAUGUCGGCAACGAGCAGACGGAUUACCUGAUGUUAAUCCUAUAA